This is a messenger RNA of Symbiodinium sp. CCMP2592, 357 nucleotides long. The record is from the annotation of a GenBank genome assembly. NCBI's taxonomy places the organism in Eukaryota, Dinophyceae, Suessiales, Symbiodiniaceae.
AUGGACGGGCGACUCAAGCUCCUGAAGUGCAAUCGUGAUGGAUCCGUGGGAAGACACUGGUCCGAGGAUUGGUCAAUGGUUUUCCGUGUAGGGUGGACGCGUGUCCGGGACACGUGGUGGACGAUGCUCCCUACGAUACUGGAGGAUGAGGAAUUGGGCGCGCAGUAUGACAAGCUUGGGAUGAAGCGAGUCUUCGUACCUCUUAGGUGUGCCAAGUACACCACGAAGAAGCAGAGGACAGAUUAUGAAAAGGUUGGAAGAAAGCGGCCCCAUGCGGGAGCCGAAGGAGAGCCAUGUAGGAUACUGCAGCAAACGGCCCCACUGCAGGGAGCCGAGCGUAAAUACGUGGCCGUAUAG